AAACUGCCGUUAGUGCGUCUGUGUUGCUAUGGAGAUGAAAUCGGUAAAUAAUGUCGGUUGGAACAACGACUGCAAAAUUUCUUGACACUCGUUCUUUAACCAACAACCAAAACACUGUUUUCUGUGAUUCUGACCAGCCUGAUGUGAUCCUAGCUAGACAUUUCUGGCUAUCUGUUAAGUUACAGCCUUACAUAGAGUCUUGCCUUGUGUCUAAUGAUAUUAAACAGCGACUAGUCACAACAGAGUCGAGAGAACAUCAGCUGAAACGGCGACAUACUGAUUCAGAUCUGCUGGAGGAGCAACAACAGGCUGAUGGUUCCCAGUUAUCCAUAGCAGCUAACUUUUUCUCACCUACAAGUCAAAUCCUUAUGCUCUCCUAUGCCAUUGACUAUUUACCAAAAUAUCAAGUUUUUCCUGAAAAACAGAAACAUAAAAAAGGAAAAAGUCAUCAAAUUUUGCCUGAACACUCUGUAUAUGUAUGUACAAAUGCAUAUUUUAAUGAAAGAAUUAAAGCAUUGGAAAAUCUAAACCAAGAGAAAUUUCUGGAAGAGUUUAAUGAACGGAAGAAGAAGCAGAGGGAGAGAUUUCUUGCGCAGAAAUGUCAGCGGUUAGAUUUACAAAAAAAAUGUGGUCAGACAUUUUGUCUGAAGAAAUUGAAGUCACAUGAGAAUGAAGGCAAAUCAAUAGAGAAAAAGGAGACAAAUAUUUCUCAAGACUUCCGAAGAAAUAUUAAUGAAUUUGAGAAGAAGCAGCUCUUUCACAGGGGUGUUUAUUCUUUUAAGAUGUCAAAUCUUAUUAACUACCAUUAUUCCUUUAACCGAAAAAUAGCUGAAAAAGAGUUUCAUAAGCUGGAAAAACGUAGCAUGUCCCACUCAUAGAAGAAGCAGCAACAACAACAACAACAACAAGAACACUCACAGAAGCAACAACAGCAUAACAGCAGCAGCAGUAGCAGCAGCAGCAGUAGCAGCAGCAGGUCUAUGUCCUCUUUAAAUCCUUGAAUCUGCUGGUGCCUGUUUCUUCAUCGUUGUCUCUGUCAAUACACCGACAAUAUAUUUUUAAUCAAUGAUUCUAUGGAUUAAAAAUGCUAAAUAAAGAGGCUGUAAUAAUA
Octopus bimaculoides (California two-spot octopus) is the source of this 1111-nucleotide messenger RNA. RefSeq lists its product as uncharacterized. Gene Ontology annotation, biological process: cilium assembly. The record is from RefSeq and is a predicted model, not a curated record. NCBI's taxonomy places the organism in Eukaryota, Metazoa, Mollusca, Cephalopoda, Octopoda, Octopodidae.